CGCGCUGACGUCAGGCGCGCGGCGUGCGUGCGUGCGUGCGCGCGGCGCCGCGCGCGGGGAGCGGGAGAAGAUGGCGGCGGGGCCGAUCUCGGAGAGGAACCAGGAUGCCACGGUGUACGUGGGCGGCCUGGACGAGAAGGUCAGCGAGCCGCUGCUCUGGGAGCUCUUCCUGCAGGCCGGGCCCGUGGUCAACACGCACAUGCCCAAGGACCGGGUGACGGGCCAGCACCAGGGGUACGGUUUCGUGGAGUUCCUGAGCGAGGAGGACGCCGACUACGCCAUCAAGAUCAUGAACAUGAUCAAGCUCUACGGCAAACCCAUCCGGGUCAACAAGGCCUCGGCCCACAACAAGAACCUGGACGUGGGCGCCAACAUCUUCAUCGGCAACCUGGACCCCGAGAUCGACGAGAAGCUCCUCUACGACACCUUCAGCGCCUUCGGGGUCAUCCUGCAGACCCCCAAGAUCAUGAGGGACCCCGACACGGGCAACUCCAAGGGCUACGCCUUCAUCAACUUCGCCAGCUUCGACGCCUCGGACGCGGCCAUCGAGGCCAUGAACGGGCAGUACCUGUGCAACCGGCCCAUCACCGUGUCCUACGCCUUCAAGAAGGACUCCAAGGGCGAGCGGCACGGCUCGGCGGCCGAGCGGCUGCUGGCGGCGCAGAACCCCCUGUCCCAGGCCGACCGGCCCCACCAGCUGUUCGCCGACGCGCCGCCGCCGCCGUCCGUGCCCGCGCCCGUGGUCACCGCGCUGGGGCCCGGCGUCACCCCUCCAGGCCUGCCCCCCCCGGGCUCCUUCCCGCCGCCGGUGCCGCCGCCCGGAGCGCUGCCCCCGGGGAUGCCCCCGGCCAUGCCCCCGGCUGGAAUUCCAGAUCUAGCUGGAAUUCCAGACCCAGCUGGAAUUCCAGACCCAGCUGGAAUUUUGCCUCCUGGCACCCCUAACUCCGUGCUCCCCCCAGGAAUGCCCCCCAUGCAGGUGCACCACGGGCCGCCUGGCAUGGGGCAGCACCACCCGGGACCACCAGGCUCUGGAGGACAGCCACCCCCCCGGCCCCCCCCGGGAAUGCCACACCCCGGGCCGCCCCCCAUGGGGCUCCCCCCUCGGGGGCCACACUUUGGAUCUCCAAUGGGUCACCCCGGGCCGCUGCCGCACCACGGGCUCCGCGGGCCCCCCCCUCUGAUGCCCCCCCACGGCUACAAUGGACCCCCCAGGCCCCCUCCCUACGGCUACCAGAGGGUCCCACUGCCCCCUCGACCAGCUCAGAGACCCCCUGGAGUCCCCCCUCGUGGGCCCCUGCGAGGACCCCUGCCCUGAGGAGGGGGGGGCUCUCUGCUCCCCGUCCUUCCACAGCCCCUGGUGUCAACAUUCCCCCUCCUGCCAAGGGCUGGGGGCCAUGCCCUGCUCCUCCCUUCCCUCCCCAUUUCUUCCCCUCAUUUGUUUUUAUAGUGUUGAUUUUCCUCCCUCUCCCCAUCUCCUGUUUCUCUUCCCCUGGAAGCUUUUCCAAGUUUCUUUUUACAGGAUUUUGUUGGUUUUGUAUGGAAAGCAGUGGCCACCCACUUGCAAAUAAAGGAUUUGGAAACCAAAAGUG
Passer montanus (Eurasian tree sparrow) is the source of this 1589-nucleotide messenger RNA. RefSeq names its product splicing factor 3b subunit 4 (gene SF3B4). The transcript is spliced from 6 exons. Gene Ontology annotation, biological process: positive regulation of mRNA splicing, via spliceosome. NCBI's taxonomy places the organism in Eukaryota, Metazoa, Chordata, Aves, Passeriformes, Passeridae. The coding region runs from base 71 to 1315 and encodes 414 amino acids. Gene Ontology annotation, molecular function: RNA binding. Gene Ontology annotation, cellular component: U12-type spliceosomal complex; nucleolus. The record is from RefSeq and is a predicted model, not a curated record.